AUGAGUUUACAAAACAAGACGAUUGUGAUCACUGGCGCUUCUCGCGGUCUUGGUUUAGAAUUUGUCAAGCAACUUUCCGCCGCCGGUAAUGUCGUGUUUGCAGGUGCUCGUCACCCCGACCAAUCGAAAGAAUUACAAGAGCUUGCUCAAAAGUGCGACAAGGUGCAUCCGUUGGUACUGGAUAUCAGUGAAGAUGCGUCCAUUCAAAAGGCGGUAGAAGAAGUAUCUCAAAAGGCACAUGAAGGCAUUGAUAUAUUGAUCAACAAUGCAGGCAAAGCUGGACCCAAGAAAACGGCCACUGACACUGAAAGAGAUGAGUUUAUCGAUGUGUUGGAUACCAAUGUCGUUUCCGUGGCGCGCAAUAUCAAAUUUUUCCUUCCUCUGCUUCAAAAACGGGGCAAAGACCAUCUCAAAAAGAUCCUGAACGUUUCCUCUAUCGCGGGUUCCAUGGAGCAUCGUGAGGAACAGGGAUCGGAUAGCAUGGUCGCCUACGCUACCUCCAAGGCGGCGCUCAAUAUGAUGAUCAAGGCCGUGGCCAACCAACUCAAAGAGGACAAUGUCGUUGUGUUUUUAGCGCAUCCAGGUUGGGUAGCAACCGACAUGGGAGGUGACAAGGCACCGGUUCAACCUCAAGACUCUAUUCGUGGCUUACUCAAGGUAUUAAACGACGUGACCACCAAGGAUAACGGUAAAUUCUAUGAUUACAAAGGCAAACAAGUAAAGUGGUAA
Mycotypha africana is the source of this 729-nucleotide messenger RNA. RefSeq lists its product as uncharacterized. The transcript is spliced from 2 exons. Lineage: Eukaryota; Fungi; Mucoromycota; Mucoromycetes; Mucorales; Mycotyphaceae. The record is from RefSeq and is a predicted model, not a curated record. Bases 1 to 729 code for a protein of 242 amino acids.